This is a messenger RNA of Acyrthosiphon pisum (pea aphid), 2389 nucleotides long. RefSeq lists its product as uncharacterized. Gene Ontology annotation, biological process: proteolysis. Gene Ontology annotation, molecular function: serine-type endopeptidase activity; protein binding. NCBI's taxonomy places the organism in Eukaryota, Metazoa, Arthropoda, Insecta, Hemiptera, Aphididae. The transcript has 17 exons. The record is from RefSeq and is a predicted model, not a curated record. Bases 1 to 1875 code for a protein of 624 amino acids.
AUGGUCAAAAAGCAACUGUCGGAACAGCACCAUGGAGUGCAGGAAUACUUCAAGUGUGCUCGUAGUUUUUGGCAUUAUGAUAUAUCAUCUAAUAUAAUAUCAAACAUCGACGGUCUGUACAAAAUUGCCGUUGGGAAAUACGAUAGAAACAUUUCAAUUAUUGACAAUAACUUCACUCAAAUAAUGGAUGUGGACAUUAUUUACCUGAAAGAAACUUUUAGUGGAUCUAGCCAAGGGAUAUUUGCUAAUGAUAUAGCUAUUUUUGAGUUGAAAAACCUAAUUUCUUUUAGUUAUUAUGUUGCACCUGUGUCGGCGCGUUGUUUUUGGUAUUAUCGUGGCAUGUCAUCUAAUAUAAUAUCAAACAUCGGUGGUCUGUACAAAAUUGCCGUGGGCAAGUAUAAAAGAAAGUUUUCAAUUAUUGAUAAUAACUUUACACAAAUAAUGGAUAUUGUUGGUUGGAGAUAUAAGAAUAACGAAAGCUUCAGUCCUAUUUUAAGAGAAUUAUCUUUACCAUACGUCGACCGUAGUACUUGCCAGAAUAUAUUGUACACAAACGGAUUUGAUAAAUAUGUGACUGUUGAUAAGUUUUGUGCCGGUUCUGCAUUGGCAUCCAGCAUUUUGUGUGAUAUAACAUUCGGAAGACCACACGCAGAAUCAUCUUCAUUCGUAAACACCGAAGAGAAGUUUAAUUGUUCAAAUGGAUUGUCGAUCAAAACGUCCAAUGUUUGUGAUGGUCGUAAGGAUUGUUCAGAUGGUUCAGACGAGUCCAUAGGAUUGUGUGCUCGAAACGAGUAUCGAAAUAAUUUUUCCACGGAUUGCGGUAAAGUAUAUAUAAACCAAGAAACGAUCGACAAUGGCCAAGAAGCAAUUUUAGGAACGGCCCCGUGGCAUGCAGGAGUAUAUAGAAUCGUUAAAUACAUUUCCAAUUAUGAAUUAUUAUGUGGGGGAUCAAUCAUAUCUUCAAAUUUAGUCGUUACGGCGGCGCGUUGUUUUUGGUAUUAUCGUGGCAUGUCAUCUAAUAUAAUAUCAAACAUCGGUGGUCUGUACAAAAUUGCCGUGGGCAAGUAUAAAAGAAAGUUUUCAAUUAUUGAUAAUAACUUUACACAAAUAAUGGAUGUGGAAAAUAUUUACCUGGAAAACGGUGGAUAUUUUGAGUUUCUAGGUAAUAAUAUAGCUAUUGUUGUGUUGAAAAACCGAAUUUCUUUAAGUAAUUUUGUUGUACCGGUAUGUAUUGACUGGAAUUUAAAAUACAACGACGUCAACGGGGAUUAUGGAAAGAUUUUUGGUUGGAGAUAUCCGAAUAACGGCAGUAUAAGUCCUAUUUUAUUAGAAUCAUCUUUACCAUACAUCGACCUUAGUACUUGCGAUAAAAUGAACCCAAGCGUACCUAGUUCUGCUUUGACUUAUGAUAAGUUUUGUGCCGCUUCUGAAUUGGGACCAGAUGUAAGUGUGAAGUAUGAUGGCGAUGGCUUAAGCUUUUUCCACAAUAAUUCUUACUAUUUAACCGGAGUAACAUGUGUCAAGGAUCCACUAAAUUCACUAACAGUUUUUACAGAAGUGAAACACCACGUACACUGGAUCCGUGGACUAAAUACAGAAAGCAAGUUUAAUUGUCCAAAUGGAGUGUCGAUCGAAACGUCGAAGGUUUGUGAUGGUCGUAAGGAUUGUUCAGAUGGUUCAGACGAGAUCAAAGUGUUGUGUAUUGGAAAAGAUUUUAGAACAAAUAUGAAAACGGAUUGUGGAAAAGUAUAUGUAGACCAAAGAAGGAUCCACAAUGGUCAAAUAGCAUCUCAUGGAACGGCCCCUUGGAAUGCUGGAAUAUAUAGAUUCUCUGAAAUCGAUUCCAAAUAUGAGAUAAAUUGUGGGGAUCAAUAAUUUCUUCAAAUUUAGUCAUUUCGGCGGCUCGUUGUUUUUGGGAAAAUAGUAAGUCAUCUAAUAGAAUAAUAAAAGACGACGGUAAGUACAAAAUUGGAGUUGGAAAAUAUGAUAGAAACAUUACAAUUGUUGACAAUUUAUAUUCUCAAAUAAUGAUUGUGGACAGUAUUUACCUGAAAGAAACUUUUUAUGGAGUCAGUGGGUUUUAUACUGAAGAUGUAGCUAUUGUUGUUCUAAAAAAACGAAUUUCUUUUAGUUAUUAUGUUUUACCAAUUUGUACCGAUUGGAAUGGAAAAUACAAUCAAGUCAAUGGAGAUCGAGGGAAGAUUGUUGGUUGGGGAUGUCCGAUAUCUAAGGUCAUUUUUGGAAAACCCGUUUAUACCCACAAGUAUACCUAUUAAUUUAUUUUGAUAAUAAUAAAAAUAUUAGAUAUACGUAUAGUCGUAAUUGUUUUAUAAGCACUUAAUGUUCAAUUUUGUCUAAUGUCGUUAAAAGUUAAUUAUUAUAUAUUAUU